GCGCAGUGCCGCGCAGGCUUUUAAUUCCAUUGUGGAGAGGACGGCGUUAUUUUUAUUAACCGGAGGCGGCGGCGGCGGCGGCGGCGGCGGCGGCGGCGGGACCCCCAGGCCUGCUCCGGGGCAUGAAAGUCGGCAGCGCGUUCCUGAGCGGCGGCGGCGGCGGCGGCGCGGGCGGCGGGCGGGCGGAGAUGGAGCCCGGCUUCCCGCCGGGCAUGGUGAUGUUCAGCCACCGGCUGCCCCCGGUCGCCAGCUUCGCGCGGCCGGCGGGCGCGGCCGCCCCUCCCCCGCAGUGCGUGCUGGCCGCCGCCCCGGCCGCCGAGCCCCCCCCGGCGCCCGCCCCGGACGUGACUUUCAAGAAGGAGCCGGCGGCGCCCGGCGCGGCCUUCCCGGCGCCGCGCGGCGCCUGGGGCUUCCUGCCGUCGCUGGCCAGCAUCAAGCAGGAGAAGCCGGCCGAGCCCGAGGACCCCCGCUACGGCGGCCUGUUCGCGGGCGGCGGCGGCGGGGAGGGCGGCGCGGGCGGCCUCCGGGACCUGAGCGUCCUGCCCCCGCCGCCGCCGCCCGCGCCGCCCGCGCCGCACCCGCACCCGCCGCCGCCGCCGCCGCCCGCGCCGCCGCGCGACGUGCUGCUCGGCCGCCCCGACGGCCCCCGCGGCCCCGAGGCGCCCAGGCCGGACGCGGGCGUCAGGCGGGCCCGGAGGCCGAAGCCGGAGUCUCAGGGAAGCAGGGCCAAGAGGAAGCCGGGCGCGGCGGCGCGGCCGGCGGCGGCGGCGGCGGCGGCGGGGGACGCGGAGGGCGCCGUGCUGUCGCCCAGCCAGAAGCCGCACGUCUGCGACCACUGCAGCGCCGCGUUCCGCAGCUCCUACCACCUGCGGCGGCACGUCCUCAUCCACACCGGCGAGCGGCCCUUCCAGUGCGGCCAGUGCAGCAUGGGCUUCAUCCAGAAGUACCUGCUGCAGCGGCACGAGAAGAUCCACAGCCGCGAGAAGCCCUUCGGCUGCGACCAGUGCAGCAUGAAGUUCAUCCAGAAGUACCACAUGGAGAGGCACAAGCGGACGCACAGCGGAGAAAAGCCAUACAAGUGUGACACUUGCCAGCAGUAUUUCUCAAGGACGGACCGGCUGCUGAAGCACAGGCGCACGUGCGGCGAGGCCCUGGCGAAGGGGGCGCCCGGCGCGGAGCCGGGGUCGUCCGGCAGCCACGGCGGCGUGGGCAGCCUGGCCGCGUUGUCUCAGGGAAGCACGAGUUCCUCCAGGAGGAAAGCCAAGUCCAAGGGCCUGGCCGUGGAAAACAAGGAGCCCAAGACCGGGAAAGCCAGCGAGUCCCACGUGCCGAACAGCAUAAACAUGCAGACGUACUCGGUGGAGAUGCCCGCCGUGUCCUCCGGUGGGGGCAUCCUCGGCUCCGGCCUGGACGAGCUCCAGAAGAGGGUGCCCAAGCUCAUCUUCAAGAAGGGCAGCAGGAAGAGUACCGACAAAAACUACCUGAAUUUUGUGUCGCCGCUACCAGACAUCGUGGGACAGAAGCCCUUGUCCGGGAAACCAGGUGGCUCCCUUGGCAUCGUGUCAAACAACAGCGUGGAGACCAUCAGCCUUCUCCAGGGUGCAGGUGGCAAGCAAGGUCAGGUAGGCAGCAGCUACGAUGAUGCCAUGCAGUUCUCUAAGAAGAGAAGGUACUUACCCACCGCCAGCAGCAACAGUGCCUUUUCCGUGAACGUGGGACACAUGGUCUCCCAGCAGUCCGUCAUUCAGUCCGCGGGCGUCGGCGUCUUGGACAGUGAGGCCCCGUUGUCCCUUAUGGACUCCCCGGCCCUGAAUGCGGACAUUAAGUCUUGUCACGACAAGUCGGGAAUUCCUGAUGAGGUUUUACAGAGUAUUUUGGAUCAGUACUCCAGCAAGUCGGAGAGCCAGAAGGAGGAUCCUUUCAGCAUAGCAGAACCACGUGUGGAUCUGCACGCCUCAGGAGAACACUCAGAACUGGUUCAGGAAGAGAAUUUGAGCCCCGGCACCCAGACUCCUUCGAAUGACAAGGCGAGCAUGUUGCAAGAAUACUCCAAAUACCUCCAGCAGGCUUUUGAGAAAUCCACGAAUGCAGGUUUUACUCUGGGACACGGUUUCCAGUUUGUCAGUCUGUCCUCACCUCUCCACAACCACACUUUAUUUCCGGAAAAACAGAUAUACACUACAUCUCCUUUGGAGUGUGGUUUCGGCCAGUCUGUUACCUCAGUGUUGCCAUCUUCGUUGCCAAAGCCUCCUUUUGGGAUGUUGUUUGGGUCUCAGCCAGGUCUUUAUUUAUCUGCUUUGGAUGCCACACAUCAGCAGUUGACACCUUCCCAGGAGCUGGAUGACCUGAUAGAUUCUCAGAAGAACCUAGAGACUUCUUCAGCCUUCCAGUCCUCAUCUCAGAAACUGACUAGCCAGAAGGAACAACAGAAGAACUUAGAGUCCUCAGCAAGCUUUCAGAUUCCAUCUCAGGAGUUAGCUAGCCAGAUAGAUCCUCAGAAGGACGUAGAGCCUAGAACGACGUACCAGAUUGAGAACUUCGCGCAAGCGUUUGGCUCUCAGUUCAAGUCGGGCAGCAGGGUGCCAAUGACCUUUGUCACGAACUCUAACGGAGAAGUGGACCAUAGAGCAAGGACUUCAGUGUCGGAUUUCUCAGGGUACACAGACAUGAUGUCCGACGUUAGUGAGCCGUGCAGUGCCAGAGUAAAGACCCCCACCAGCCAGAGCUACAGGUGAGGGCCCAAGAGUGACCGGGCUGCAGGUCUUCUGAUGGAGUUUCUGUUUUCUUUUGAGAACACUGCCAUUGGAAUGUUUCUACACGAUCCUGUUAAGAAUAAUGUAAUGCCCUUUCAAUGCAACUUUUCAUAUUUAGUUUAUUUUGUUAGAGUGAUUUUAGCUCUGUUUGUAUUGAUUUUUAAUCAAAAUCAAUAGAUUAAAAUAGUUUGACAUUCGAAGUGACGAUGUUUAGCAAUCAAAUUUACAUGUAUAGAUCGUCAGGGAAUAGCCCAAAAGUUUUAAAUGCAAAAAAAAAAAAAAAAAAAAAAAAAAAGAAAACCACCAAAAAAACUGUACAAAAACAAAACAAAACAAAAAAAAAACCACAAAAAAAACCCCACAAAACUUUGUUGCUAGGAUUAAGGUUAUUCUAAUUGCUUUACUCUCAGGAAAGUGUUAUAACGCAUGGGAAUUCUGUACGUUAUCACCGUAAUGGAAUAUCCAAUUUACAGGUAGUGUGAGAAUACAUUUCACCACUUCAGUAAGGGAGCGAAAACAUUUCAAAUCGCUGUCUCCAUCUGGGCUGAUCCAAAAUUCUGAGAUGUUGGCUACCUAUAUUUUGUUGCAGCUUUUAAAUGUACUCUGAACUUCCAAACCACAUUCAUUCCAGCCUGGUAGAACAAAUAUUCUUGGAUCUUUGAUCAAAGCCUGGAAUGAUAGCUUUAAUAAAAGAAGGAAAGAAAAAAAAAGCACCCUCCCCUUAUCCCAGCUGUAGCAAGGCUGUGACUCCGUCAAGAGUUGAUGGGCACAGUGUUGAAGCCCAAGCGGCUGGUUGGUUCCAGUGUUAGAACCCAAGUUGGAAUUACAUCAUUCUUUGAAAUUUGGGGUGUGUGUUAUUUAUUAUACAUGGCCUGAGAACAUUGUUCUCUGUCUCUGUUACUACCUGUUACCCACACUUCUGGGGUUUUUAAUGUUAUUUUUGUUCUUAACCCGUCCUCUCGGAGAGUUCUGGGCCUUCCUUGUUCCCUCUUCUCCCUGUCUGGACAGCUUGGAUUUGAGAAUGGUCCACAUUCCAACAGGUAACACGUUUCGCAUUUCCUCUGCUUUUCGGCAUCCAAACACCAAACAACAGAGGAAAAGUAAACAUCCCCCUCCCCCCUUUUAACAGCAGAACCCACAUGUGUCCAUGUAUAAUAAAGCCCCACACACUCGGAGCUGUGGGUAUUAGUAAGGUUCCAGCUGGUGACAGAGCUGAUGUGAGGGGCGAGAGUAUCUCAUUUGGUCAUGACCUCAGAACCUCUUUGUGAAAUUGCAGCCUGUGUAAUGUACAUUUUAAAAGGGUGCGCUAGUCAGUAUUGUACAGGGGUCUUGUAAGGUCAUCCAGACUUGCUAUGAACGCUAAUUGCCAUUUGAAGCCACUGGUAAACAGUGGCUCUGCUCUAAACCACUUUUUAGCAAUUGUAUUUUUUUCCUGAUUAUAUUUUUAAUGUACUUUGAUGUUUAUGCUGAUGAGUUUUUUAUGUACUUUUGGUGAUGUUUCAGUCUUAUGUACUCUUCUGACGUCAGAAAAGUACCACUGGUUGUUUGCAGUCUUAUUGUGUAAUCAGCCUACCACAGGCUUCCAUGUAUAAUAAAGUAAUUAAUAUUGUGCAAGUGUAAAACACUUCUGUUAUGAAAGCAGUGUUUGGAAAAUGAGAAAUUAUUUAAAAUGGUUACAAAAUACUAGUUAAUUUCCUUUCCCCACUUUCCUCCCUUAAGUCCGCUCUACCAGCUAAAGGGUCACUUAUUUGUCAUUGCAGGAAUCUUAGAAAAUGUGUUUAAUCCUCUUAAAUACACUCAAUACUAAAAAGUCUGUAUUUCUUAUUUUGCUGAGUGCGGUAAGUUGUGUUGGGUACAGAGUACGCGCUGUAAUCAGAGGAUGGAGAGGACCUUCACCACUGUAUCUCUUGAGCUGUAUGGUUUUUCUCCAGCGUUUUGUUUUAUACAGGUUUUGAAUUUCUUUACCUUUUUUUGUGUGUACUGAAUACUGCAUAUGUACUAUUCUGAUUGUUUGCUCUAGUUUACUACCAAUAAAAUACCUGUUAAUCACAAAAUUGAAGAAAGGAGA
Hippopotamus amphibius kiboko is the source of this 4821-nucleotide messenger RNA. RefSeq names its product zinc finger protein 281 (gene ZNF281). The record is from RefSeq and is a predicted model, not a curated record. The coding region runs from base 123 to 2735 and encodes 870 amino acids. Lineage: Eukaryota; Metazoa; Chordata; Mammalia; Artiodactyla; Hippopotamidae. Gene Ontology annotation, cellular component: nucleus. Gene Ontology annotation, biological process: regulation of transcription by RNA polymerase II. Gene Ontology annotation, molecular function: DNA-binding transcription factor activity, RNA polymerase II-specific; RNA polymerase II cis-regulatory region sequence-specific DNA binding. The transcript has 2 exons.